CGGGUAGUAGCCGCCAGGUGUCGCACGUUGCGGUAUGGUGAGAAUCCGCCAGGUGUCGCUGCUCUCCCUCCUCCGUUCCCGCUCGGGGCCGCGUCCCUAGUAACAGGCUGCCGGGGGCGGCUGCAGGCUGAGGCGGGAGAGAGAGAGGCUGAGCCGGGCUGCUGGGAGCCGGGAGGGCGCAGGCGCUGUUGGGACGAUCUUCAGCCGGACACAGACAUGGAGGAGGCGGCUGGAAGCGCAGAGUCUCCGGGGGAGGCGGGGAGCCGGCCGGGGGCUGCGGAGUCGUGGUACCAGCUGCUGCCAGAGGCGGAUGCCAGCGUGGUGCCAGCGCUGAGCGAGACGCACAUGGAGCACACGGAAUUUGCCAGCAUAGAGGAAGGAACGCUGCAGUCUCUGACCGGCCUGGGGCGGAUGCACUCUCUACGCCUGGAUAUGCAGGACAGCAGCCUGUCCCCAUGCCUCCCGCUGCUGACCUCCGCCUCCACCCCAGGACACAAGUUCUUUGGAGACACUUUAUUCCAACAGACGGAGACGGACUUUGCACCUCUAAGAGCUUCGCUGGAUACGUCCGACUUCCCUGGGCCUCCGUCGUUACAGAUGAGAGAUGCGGUGGUGCUGGCCAGUAAGGAGGUAUUGCUGGAGCAGGCAGACCGGGACUUCUCCCUGUCGCAGCACGUGUCGGGAAUGAGCCCGGCCGGAGGCGGUGAUGUCAGCAGCAGCACGCAGUACCUGUCACAGCAUCCACUGUCUGUCAGUCAUGGAGACAGAGGAGACCACGUUAUUCCCAUGGACGCUGACCCUGAAUCAGGAGAGAUGAAGAGGGCAGCAGGCAAGGAGACCACGCAGCUGUCUGUAGAGGAGCUCAGCCGAGAGGACGGAGCUUUCCUGUGUAGCAGCGUCCCUGCCCCUGUGCUGCUGGAGCUGCUGGAGAAGGAGGUUGGUUUGUCUGGGAGCAGUAGUACAUCUUCUAGACGUUCCUCACAGUCCGUGCCUGAGCCAGAGAAAGUAGAUGUCUUACAGCAGGAACCCGCCCCAGGGCGACACAGGCUCAACAUGUCGGCACCUGGCGUUGAAGCUGAAAGAGGGACAGUACCGGAGCCGUUACGACAAGGAGAAGCAUUUCCAGGACACCAUGAUACAGACGUUCUCCGUAAUGUCAUGAGGGAAAGCGCAGCGCUCGGAGGAGUUAGUGAGUUACAUCCGCCUGGCACGGUCAUACACCAAACAGGGCAACCGCCCCCCGAGCCGCCUACAGGCGACCUUCACAAGCAGCUGUGCUCGGAAAUCCAGCAACGAUACCAGGAAAAGGAGUUGUCAGAGGAAAAUAGUGCAGCCGUGCCCUCUGACCGCUCCGCGGAGGUGGCCUACCAUACUGAUGACACGGCGGAAGCGCACUCCCCCGACGAGAUGACCAUCUCUCGCUGCAGCAUAGAACGUGGGCACAAGGACACAGAGACGCUCCAUGCGGGCAACACCCCGCUGGAUGAGACUGCGUUCAUUGACCGAUUGGCUCAUCCCAUUUCGCAGUCAACACCCGGAACGUUUCCCGUCAGCCGGAAACCGCUCUCUGGCAGGAUACAGCAAAUCAAAGCCAAACUCACCGGCUCAGAGAUGUCUCUAGACGAAGAGCCCUCCGGUGCCUCCCCUAACACUGAGGUGGCCCCCAAAGGGGUGCCCCAGUCUGUCCAGAGCAGCCAAGGCUACCCAGAGAGCAGUGACUCCCAGAGAUCGCUCUCCCCACAGAGGCGGAGGAUCCAGUCCCUGCCCAGCUUGAACUAUAUCGAAAAGGUGGGAACUUGGAACACAAACCAGUCGUUUGAUGCCCUGGUCCUGCGCGGCCUGACGGGCGUGUCUCCCAAAAAGCUAGCUUACGAUGCAGUGGCUAAUUCCCUGAACCGCUUGUUGUCCAGGCAGACCAGCGGCACCGUUCCUAGGAAGGGACCGGCAGCCUCAUUCAAGGGGGCGUCCUCUAUGAGCAAUCUGGAUGUGGGAGCUAGCGAGUCCUCCGCGGUCUCCCAGCUGGCCCGGUCUCAGUCUUAUAACUCUGUAGUACCAGCUGGUGGUGGAAACGCAUCGGAGAAGUGGACGGAGGCAGCUGUGGAAGGGCGGCAUGACAUGGCCACGUCCAGUAGUGUCCGAUCUUCUGGCGCUACGGGAAGCGCCUCCACCCUCCUGAGCAAUAAUGCGGAUGAUGAAGUGAAAUGCAACGAUGGAGCCUCCGGUGUGGGAAAGACUGAGGACACCCAGCACCAGGAACGAGAAAAGGAACCUGGUGAUGUGGUAACUAUGGGUCUCUUCAGUGACGUUUCCCUCGAUCACGAAUUCUCCAGUAGCUCUCAUUCAGGUGGCCCCAUCGGAGAGAUGCUCCUGGGUUCUACGGCUUCCUCCAAGCACGAACUGACCAGCUCAGAUGCAGAUCACUUUGUCCCCUUCUGGACACCUGCUGAGAAGACACCAGAGAAGGAUGAGCUCAACAUAGAGGAGAGAAUACCGACCUAUCUCCGGAACCUGGGAAUUGAUCAGUCCCCUACAACCAUCCUGACCCCCUUUGCUCUUAAAGGGCCAAUCCGGGAGCCAGAGUUCUCCCCUACGGAACUGCGGACAAUCAAAGGUUCCACCGCCACGCCCAGCAGAAGUACCAAGCUCUCAGAGGGGGGCUCACAGAGUGGUCCUAAUAUCUCCCAGUCAAGUCUGUAUUCAUCUGCAUCUACAACCAGCGUGUCUAUUCCGAUGGGGUCAAUGGCCGGACCAGAGUCUCCUUCAUCCACUGAAAUGUCUCCAGUCAGACCCGUCAGCCAGGACGACACUAUGGCCCAGGCUAUAGAAAGUCCCCUAGAAGAGUGCUCCUUCCAGACAUCUGACCGAGAAAAGAUGAUAUUGGCUCCUGCUGCUCCACCAGCUACUGACGUCCGCUUGCCCCAGACUGUAUCCCAUGCGUUGCAGCAAAGUGACCACACUGCUACUGAAUCAUCAUAUGUUAAACAGCUGGUCGAUCAGUUUGACUCAGGUGGUUAUGACCUACAAAGUGCUGCAAAGCAACCUCUCAACGCGGACUCUAUAAAUGACUCCUUUGUUGGGUCCAAGACUCUAAAAGAGAUCCGGAAACUCUUGGAAGAAGCGGAUGAUGUUGGCCUUGAUGGGACCGGAUCUGGUGUACACCUGGCAUCUCCUCUAAGAGACCCUUAUGGCAUGACUCCUCCAGUGGGCCUGAACUUAGAAGACUCUCUAAAGUCUUUAGAUUCUCUAAAGUCUGGCACUCUGACUAGCCGGUCGGAAAGUCCAUUGGAUCUCCUGGUGAAGGACAUGUCAUGGGACACCUCAUUUAACAGCAGCGUAAUGAGCGACAACUUGGGAAAUAAAGACUCGUGGGUGAAAGCAGAUCCUCAGUUUGGAGAUUACUCUGGUCAUAGUUCUCCUGUUAAGGACAAUUCCUACAUAGGAGAACUUGUUAAGCCCAGGCGCCACCCGGCAGCAAACAUUACUAUUCGCGAUCAUUGGGGACGAUCAGAACCAGAGGGCUCUAGUGAAGCAACGGGAAAUAAGGUUAAGCCAUCUGGUGUCCAGGACAACCGUGACGGGGGCAGAUGUGGCGCUGGAGACAUAAGCGGCAAAGUACAACGUUCGGAAGAACUUCUAAGCAGCGUGACAAGUUCAGUGGGUAACCUGAAACAGACCCUGGCUCUCACUGGUGCCGGGUACAUAAGGAGCAGAGAGGUGGAAAGUGAUGAGAGUAGCGGUGACUCUCUGGCUGCGCGAGUUACAAGUCUACUGAAGAGCGCUACUCCGUUCCCUUCUGCAUCGCGAGUUCUACAGACCGCAGAGGAAGAUGGCGGCAGAGUGCAACGGUCUGUGAAGCUGAAACUGGCCAGUCCGCCGAUGAUGAUGAAGGACACAGAUCUGAGCGAAGAAGACAGAAGACGAAUAGAGGAAAUAAAGAAAGAGCUGCUGGAUGGAGCUAGGAAAGCUGAACGGCUGAAGGAUGGUGAUCACUCACGUGUUGGCGCAAGUGACCUGGCUCCUAUGAGGGACACACCCAGCUUCAGGUUACAGCUGACCCCGUCGCCUGCCCAUGGCCACCUACAUGUCACUAGCUCCCAGGAUUCACUAGAGAACCGCUCAGUUCAGCUAUUUCCACCCUCCAGCGGCGACAAUGUCCGGGGUGACGCCACAGCUUUAGAGAUUGGUAAAGAUCUGAUGAUCCCUGCUUCCUACCAUGAAGGUCUGAUGACCGAGCUUCACACUCCGGGACAAACAGGGGGAGCAUCUCGGGGAGUGGACACUCAGUCUGUGCUGCCGGUAAUACUCGGCGAUGACGCUAAAAAGCCAAUUGCUUCUAUCACGUUUUCAUCACGCAAACGUUCCUCAUCCCGUUCCAUAUCGCCCAGCCGUUCCUCACCCCGAUCCAUAUCUCCCAGCCCUAAAGCUGCUGAUUCUGAGUGGUCACAGAUUGUGGUCUUCGAUAAAUCAACUAUUGACCUGGAUUUCCAACGCACACAACCUCAUGUGGCUUUAAGGUCAACGGACGACCAUCGUUCCAUUCUUGCACAAGAUGUUUCCAUCUCUCACUUGCCUGGUAUAGAUGAGGUUCCAUACCAGCUGCCCGCGGCUGUCCCUACAGAAGAUAGGCACUCGGAGAAAGGUGACCAGGUCUCUGUCCCAGCCUGGGCUGAGGACAGAGAAUUUUCCUCGGACAUCUUACCACCUCAGUACAAUUCUCUUCCAACUAGUGAGAGAUCCAAUAGCCUUCUACCUCAUGGCACAGAAAAUGCUAACCUUAGCCAUGAUACAUUACUACCAGGAGGUCCUGUAGCCAGUAGCCGACAUCACCAAAUACAGGGACCUGAUGCUGACCAGUCAAUGUCCUACAGUGAGCAAUUUAGUGCAGAAAAAACACAGACCAGUGGGAUAUAUCUGUCGUCUUCUCACAAGUUACUCACCGGGCCAGCCCUCGUAUCUCCUCCAACUAUGAAAGCCCUAUCCUGCAUCCACGUGACAAUAUCUCCAAAAGAGGACUUGGGAGUCCCUGAUGCAUUGGUGGGAUCAGAUGUUGCUAAUGACGCACCAGAUUCCAGGCUCAGAGCAAAUCCCAAAACAUCUACAUUACCCCCGUCCAAUCUGUCCAGAAACGAGAGCGUACCAGCCAGCAGCCCCUAUUUUCUACAUUCUCCUGCCGCAACAAUGAGUGGAGGGACUACAGCCAUCAGUGAGGACACGGUCCAAGUGCUGGGCAAAGAGAAUAUUCCAGAGAUGUUAACGCAAUCAGACAGGCGGCGCUGGCCGCUAUCCGAUGCUGCGACACAGAUAACGACGGAAAGCCCAGAGAGAACUUCCUUCUCAGCGGAGAUCUUCAUUGACGGCACACAGCAUGAAGACACCACUUCUUCACUCACAAAGGACAAGAGGACUCCGGAGAUACAGCCGCCGUCCCGUCCUGCACUCUCCGGCCUCUGCCGGGCUACGGAUCAGCCUGUGCUGCUGCCAUACAAGCCCCCAGGAAGCCCAGAACUGUUCUAUGUCCCCUGCAUGGAGAUGGGGUACAGGAUGUCCCCUGUCAGCACCAUCGAGAGUUCCCAUCCAGGCUCCAAUGACGCCAUUUCACCAAAGUUUCCAGUGGAAGUUUUGGGCUCCGCCUCAGAAAAGUUAUCCGAUCACUCGCUCCCGAGGCACACAGAGGGCAUCUACAGUAAGGACCCUCUCCCUAAAAUAGCCUGGGAGAAGAUUCCAGAACAGCGGAGAUCCCCUACAGGUUUUCGUGAUGGCCUGGGAUUAUCCAACAAUCUGUCUCAACAAAAACAGACACCCACGCCAGACUCCGAGCCAAAGAAUGAGCUUGGGGGCUACGGUAAUGCAUCCUAUGGCACACUACAGCUCGGAGUCUCCCACCCUGAAUCGGAGCUGACACAGAGGUUGGAUCAUCGGAGAGAAAAUUACCAUCUACACUCAUCCUUUGGAGACAGUGAGUUCUUCCCUUUACGGCCUGAUGUUGAUCGUACAGAAGAGCAACCACUGAAAUACGAUUCCUUGGACAUGCCUUCUGGGUUGACCCAGACAAAGAAAACUGGUUACACGGUGCCUAGUUUUGAGGUUACCGAUGUUCAUGGAAGAAGUCUCAAGAACACAGACACACCAGGGAGCCAGAGCUACUCACCCACCAGCAGCCGGGACUCCAACCUAAGCCUGAGUGGAAAACACGCAGUUCGUGGCGACCCCAGGUCCUCCAGUAGUCGUGACAAUAAUGUUGAAGGCAGGUUCCAAAAAACUGAGUCGAUACGAAGUCAGAGUAUUGUCUCCAGCCAGAGCCUGGAUGAGCUCUGGGCGCGCUUUACACAAAGGAGCAAAAGUCAGCUGUCGGACUCAACCAACAAGCUGGAAAUAUCACUGGUGGAGCGUCUUGACCGACUUGCAAGGCUCCUACAAAACUCUGCCCCAAACUCACUGCUGUCUCCUAAAGAUGUCAAGAAAAGUCCUCAAAUCUUGACAGACAACGAAAUAGAAGAAGGCAGUGAAACCAAAAGAGACCAACGGUACAGGAAGAAAUCAGCAUUGAAGUCUCAGAAAGUUGGUGGGACUCCGUAUGAAAUGGAAACCUCUGAUAGCUCAGGGAGCCUGUGUUCACAAAAUAAACCAUAUGGCAAUGUUUCUAGUAGCGGGUCGCUGUAUUCAGACCUGCCCUCCGAGAAAAGAAGCACAGUAACUGAGAGCGCCAGCACAGAGUCAGAAGCUGCCACGCAAACCAGCAGUGAAGUCACGAUCAGGACAGGCUCCAGCGGUUCCAUGUCCACCAUUGACACGGUCCGACUCAUCAAUGCUUUCGGCCCAGAGAGAGUCCGUCCGUCCUCAAAGCUCUCCCGUCUCUACAGCACCAUAGACCUUCAAAAGAAAAAACCUUCAGAAAUCUCCAAGAAACCAAGCCGAGGGUCUUCUCACCGGCAGCAGUCUGGAAUGGGGAUCAGUGAGCUCCAGAAAAGUCCUAAAAAGGACUUGGCCUUCUCUGACAUCUCGUGGGAACCGAGUGCAGCUCUCAAACACAAGAGGGGCAGUAAGGUGCACAACAAAGGCAUCCAGGCAGGUGAGCUGGAAAUUGUGACCAGCGCUACCAGGAAAAACACCAGAGAUGUUGGGACGACAUUCCCGACCCCGAGAGGUGAGGAGGCUGUAACCCUGGCACACGGCAGCCCCAGCCUCGGUGGGUCAAAGAGGAAGCAGCCUAUCCGGCAAGCGCUGAGCUGGUUUGUACCAGCAGACGAUGUGCAAUCUGACAGUCGGAAGGAGAAUAAGAUGAGACCUCAGCGCGGUCCUGGACAAGUCUGGUUCGAGCAAAUGACAAACGCCAAACCCUGGAGAGAACCUCUGCGGGAGAAGAAUCUGCAGGAUCUGGUCACCAGGAGAGAAGAUCAUCUACAGACCAGAUCCCAGAUCCUCUCUGAUACAGAGAGCAAAUCACCCCGACCAUUUGUCAGAGUCACUCUACAGGAAUCUCUGAAGACUCACCGACCGGAUUUCAUCUUCCGUUCCGGGGAGCGGGUGAAACGUCUGCGGCUUCUCUCCAAGGAGCGCAAGUUGCAGCAGAUGUUCCAGAGUGAGCGGGAAGAGCUCUUCAACCAGCCGGCGAGAGGCAGAGUCUCCAGGCGCCAGAAUCCCAUCACAGAUUCUAGAAGGUCCCAGCGGAACAGCGCCAUCCCGAGGAGCGAGAUGAUCGCGAGGUCCAGGAGGAUAUAUGAGCAGCUUCCAGAGAUCACCAGGAGAAAGGACGAGGAGAAGAGGAGGACAGAGUACGAGUCCUAUCGUCUGAAAGCUCAGCUAUUCAGAAAGAAAGUAACAAACCACAUUCUGGGCAGGAAGACCCCCUGGAACUGAGCGAGGACCCGUCCGCCUCUAUAUACCGCAAUUUGCCUUAAUUCCCGACAUGUGAAAAUAUAAGCCGCACAAUUUGUCCUUU
Messenger RNA from Pseudophryne corroboree (corroboree frog), 7939 nucleotides. RefSeq names its product ALMS1 centrosome and basal body associated protein (gene ALMS1). Bases 217 to 7857 code for a protein of 2546 amino acids. The transcript is spliced from 18 exons. Gene Ontology annotation, molecular function: microtubule binding. Lineage: Eukaryota; Metazoa; Chordata; Amphibia; Anura; Myobatrachidae. The record is from RefSeq and is a predicted model, not a curated record.